Molecule: messenger RNA, 1371 nt
Organism: Spodoptera littoralis (African cotton leafworm)
Lineage: Eukaryota; Metazoa; Arthropoda; Insecta; Lepidoptera; Noctuidae
Source: the annotation of a GenBank genome assembly
AUGCCGAGUGAAAUGAUAACAUUACAACUUGGCCAAUGCGGUAAUCAAAUUGGUUUCGAGUUUUGGAAGCAAUUAUGUAUAGAACAUGGUAUUUCUCCUGAGGGUAUACUCGAGGAGUAUGCUUCGGCUGGUUCAGAUCGAAAAGAUGUAUUCUUUUAUCAAGCCGACGAUGACCAUUACAUUCCUCGCGCCGUUUUAUUGGAUUUGGAGCCUCGUGUCAUACAUACGAUAAUGAACUCGCCAUAUGCGAAGCUAUACAACCCUGAGAAUGUGUAUCUGUCAAAACAUGGAGGAGGUGCUGGUAACAACUGGGCAUCCGGAUAUGCUCAGGGUGAGAAGCUGAAUGAAGAAGUGUUUGAUAUUAUAAACAGAGAGGCUGAUGGCAGCGAUAACUUAGAGGGGUUUGUGCUGUGUCACUCAAUAGCUGGUGGAACAGGGUCAGGCAUGGGUUCCUAUAUCCUGGAGCACUUGUCCGACAGGUUCCCAAAAAAACUGGUACAGACCUACAGUGUAUUCCCAAACUUGGAUGAAAUAAGUGACGUAGUAGUCCAGCCAUACAACUCCCUGUUGACGCUGAAGCGCUUGACUGAAAGCGCCGACUGCGUGAUGGUUCUGGAUAACACAGCGCUGAACCGCAUCGCCAGCGACCGCCUGCACAUACAGAACCCGUCGUUUGCACAGAUUAACACGCUCGUCUCUACUAUCAUGAGCGCUAGUACCGCUACACUAAGAUACCCAUCCUACAUGAACAACGAUCUGAUCAGUCUGGUGGCGCCGUUGAUUCCGACGCCCAGGCUGCACUUCCUCAUGACCGGGUACACGCCGCUGACGGCCGACCAUGAACUCAAUACCGCGCCGAAAAUUCGAAAAACAACAGUACUCGACGUAAUGCAAAGGCUGCUUCAACCAAAGAAUAUGAUGGUCUCACUCAGUCCAGACAGAACGAAUCAACACUGCUACAUAUCAAUCUUAAAUAUUAUACAGGGAGAAGUAGACCCAUCACAAGUACACAAGUCACUGCAACGCAUUCGGGAACGAAAACUAGCCUCAUUUAUCCCCUGGGGUCCUGCAUCCAUACAAGUUGCACUGUCGCGCCGGUCGCCCUACGUGCACGCCUCACACAAAGUUUCAGGGCUCCUACUUGCCAAUCACACCAAUAUAUCAUCAUUGUUUGACAGAUGUCUACAACAGUUUGAUAAGCUACGCAAGCGCGAAGCUUUCUUGGAGGUGUUUCGCAAGGAGCCGAUGUUCAAAGACUCUUUGGAGGAGUUUGAUGAAUCUCGUGGAGUUGUCGACGACCUCGUACAGGAGUACCAGGCUGCAGCCACGCCAGACUAUGUGCAUUGGAAUCCAGAGAGUAGUCAGAUAUAA